AUGAAGAUAGCAAACAACACAGUAGUGACAGAAUUUAUCCUCCUUGGUCUACAGUCUCAAGAUAUUCAGCUCUUGGUCUUUGUGCUGAUCUUAAUUUUCUACCUUAUCAUCCUCCCCGGAAAUUUCCUCAUCAUUUUCACCAUAAAGUCAGACCCUGGCCUCACAGCCCCCCUCUCUUUCUUUCUGGGCAACUUGGCCUUCCUGGAUGCAUCCUACUCCGUCAUUGCGGCUCCCCGGAUGUUGGUGGACUUCCUCUCUGCGAAGAAGGUAAUCUCCUACAGAGGCUGCAUCACUCAGCUCUUUUUCUUGCACUUCCUUGGAGGAGGGGAGGGAUUACUCCUUGUUGUGAUGGCCUUUGACCGCUACAUCGCCAUCUGCCGGCCUCUGCACUAUUCGACUGUCAUGAACCCUAGAGCCUGCUAUGCAAUGAUGUUGGCUCUGUGGCUUGGGGAUUUUGUCCACUCCAUUAUCCAGGUGGUCCUCAUCCUCCGCUUGCCUUUUUGUGGCCCAAACCAGCUGGACAACUUCUUCUGUGAUGUCCCACAGGUCAUCAAGCUGGCUUGCACCGACACAUUUGUGGUGGAGCUUCUGAUGGUCUUCAACAGUGGCCUGAUGACACUCCUGUGCUUUCUGGGGCUUCUGGCCUCCUAUGCAGUCAUUCUUUGUAGCAUACGAGGGUCUUCUUCUGAGGCGAAAAACAAGGCCAUGUCCACGUGCACCAACCGUAUCAUUGUUACAUUCUUCAUGUUUGGACCUGGCAUCUUCAUCUACACUCGCCCCUUCAGGGCUUUCCCAGCUGACAAGGUGGUUUCUUUCUUCCACACAGUGAUUUUUCCUUUGUUGAAUCCUGUCAUUUAUACCCUUCACAACCAGGAAGUGAAAGCUUCCAUGAAAAAGUGUUUAAUAAGCACAUAGCCUGAAAAAGGGCAAAAAAAAAAAAAAAAGAA
This is a messenger RNA of Pongo pygmaeus (Bornean orangutan), 947 nucleotides long. RefSeq names its product olfactory receptor 4N2-like. The record is from RefSeq and is a predicted model, not a curated record. NCBI's taxonomy places the organism in Eukaryota, Metazoa, Chordata, Mammalia, Primates, Hominidae. Gene Ontology annotation, biological process: G protein-coupled receptor signaling pathway. Gene Ontology annotation, molecular function: olfactory receptor activity; G protein-coupled receptor activity. Gene Ontology annotation, cellular component: membrane.